AUGGAGCUGCUGGGAGCAGCCACUGUUGUCCUCCUGGUUUGCAUUGCUUGCCUGCUCUCCUUUGCAGCAUGGAGAGGGAGGUCUGGAAAGGGGAAGAUGCCUCCAGGACAGGCUCCCCUUCCCAUCCUAGGUAACGUGCUGCAGGUGAAACUGAAGAACUCGGCCAAAAGCCUUGAGAAGCUCAGUGAAGAGUAUGGACCAGUGUUCACAGUGCACCUGGGCUCUGACCCAGUGGUGGUGCUGCACGGACACGAUGUGGUGAAAGAAGCCUUGGUUGAUCGUGCAGAUGAGUUUGCUGCCAGAGGAUACAUGCCAAUAGGAGGGCUAACAAAUUCCUCUGCAGGGAUUGUUUUUAGCAACAAUGAGGAGUGGUUACAAGUCCGGCGGCUUGCUCUCAGCACUCUGCACAACUUUGGGAUGGGGAAGAGGAGCACUGAAGAGAGGAUCUAGGAGGAAACUGAGUACUUGCUGGAAGAGAUCAACAAAACAAAGGGAACACCUUUUGACCCAACCUUCAUGCUGAGCUGUGCUGUCUCCAAUGUCAUAUGCUCCAUCGUCUUUGGGAAACAGUAUGACUAUAAAGGCAAGAAGUUCCUGGCCCUGAUGAACAACAUGAACAUCUUUGAGAUGAUGAACUCCCACUGGGGACAGCUCUACCAGAUGUUCUCAAAGAUCCUGGAUUACUUACCUGCCUCACACAACAAAAUAUUCACAGAAUUUGAUGCUCUAAAAGCCUUUACGUCAGAGGAGGUGAAGAUGCACCAAGCCUCCCUAGAUCCCAGCUCCCCUCAGGAUUUCAUUGACUGCUUCCUCAGCAAAAUGCAGGAGGAGAAAGAGCAUCUCAGUUCCAGUUUCCACAUGAAGAACCUGAUAACCAGCACCUUCAACUUGUUUAUUGCCAGAACUGAAACAACUAGCACCACCAUAAGACAUGGGCUUCUGCUUCUUCUCAAAUACCUGAAGAUACAAGAGAAAGUUCAAGAAGAGAUGGACCAGGUAGUAGGACGAUCACGAAGACCUUGUGUGGCUGACUGGACCCAGAUGCCCUACACAGAUGCGGUGGUCCAUGAAAUCCAGCGCUUCAUCUCUCUCAUCUCCCUGGGUCUCCCUCACACUGUGACCAAAGACACCCGCUUCAGAGAGUACGUCAUUCUCAAGGGCACCACAAUCUUUCCCAUCCUCGGUUCUGUCCUCCAUGACAGUAAAGAGUUUCCAAACCCAAAUGAGUUCAACCCUGGAUAUUUCUUGAACGAGAACAGCACCUUUAGGAAGAGCGAGUUCUUCAUGCCCUUCUCAGCAGGGAAGUGAAUAUGCCCUGGAGAGGGUCUGGCACGCAUGGAGAUAUUCUUACGCACGGCCACCAUCUUGCAGAACUUUACCUUGAAGCCUGUCAUCGACCCCCAGGAACUCAGCAUAACCCCGACACUGAGUGGGACAGGCAACAUACCUCCUGCCUACCAGCUCUGUGCUCUGCCCCGCUGA
This is a messenger RNA of Pygoscelis adeliae (Adelie penguin), 1482 nucleotides long. Its product is annotated as cytochrome P450 2C23-like. The record is from RefSeq and is a predicted model, not a curated record. Lineage: Eukaryota; Metazoa; Chordata; Aves; Sphenisciformes; Spheniscidae. Gene Ontology annotation, biological process: xenobiotic metabolic process. Gene Ontology annotation, molecular function: oxidoreductase activity, acting on paired donors, with incorporation or reduction of molecular oxygen, reduced flavin or flavoprotein as one donor, and incorporation of one atom of oxygen; heme binding; iron ion binding. Gene Ontology annotation, cellular component: cytoplasm; intracellular membrane-bounded organelle.